Polyodon spathula (Mississippi paddlefish) is the source of this 2102-nucleotide messenger RNA. Its product is annotated as galactose-3-O-sulfotransferase 2-like. Gene Ontology annotation, molecular function: galactosylceramide sulfotransferase activity. The record is from RefSeq and is a predicted model, not a curated record. Lineage: Eukaryota; Metazoa; Chordata; Actinopteri; Acipenseriformes; Polyodontidae. Gene Ontology annotation, biological process: glycolipid biosynthetic process. The coding region runs from base 43 to 2034 and encodes 663 amino acids. Gene Ontology annotation, cellular component: membrane. The transcript is spliced from 2 exons.
GAACAGACCUUAAAACAGUUUGCCACCGAAAAGCUGUUUGAUAUGAGGUUCAUGUUUGAAGUUGAAAGGACAAUCACAUCAACGCAACAUCAAUUGGAAGAAGAGCCUUCUAAAAUACCUUUUCAAGAAUACAGAACGAAAAUGGAAAGAGAACAAACUUUCCAAACAAAUAGAGACAAAAGCCACCUAUCCCAGAAACCCACACAAGUUUACAAAGACAGUUAUAAAAAGGAUUCUAACUUAAGCUUUUCGGAUGGUACAGCUCAAGCCAUUGCUCAAAAGAUUACCAAAAAAAGCAUGGACACUGAAAUAUCUGUACCGAUUCUGAGCUCUACGAGUCAGAUCAACCUCCAAGAUCCUUCAAAGAAAAUCACUGGAGCCACAGACUUAAAGAACGUAAAAUAUCAAGAAGCCAAAAGUCAUUCAGAAGUUAAAAUUGCCUCUGAUGGCCCAGUUUCUGCUCUCAAAGAACAUACAAAGACGAGACAAGCAGAUGACUUGGGUCCUAAAGAAUCAGCUACCUCUCAAUGCCAAAUCUCAAGGUUACCAGUCCUUCAAGAUAUCACAUUACACAAAAAUGCUAACCCAUCACCUGUAACACAAAGUUCCACCAAACAGGAAGGCACACCAAUGGCAAAUACAGACACCAAGAGUCACCACAUUGAAAGUCCUGUGACUUUAAAACAGCAGCCAAAGACUGAUGAAGACCAGCGUUCAUCAGCCCCCCCUGUAUCUUCGUUGAGCAACAGGGACCGGCUAGAAAAUAGCACCCUUCCUGAGCUCCACCCAGCAGCUUUAAAGCAACUAGAAGAAGCAAGCACAUCUUGCCAGCAAAAAACUCACAUUGUGUUUCUCAAAACGCAUAAGACAGCUAGCAGUACCAUCUUAAACAUUUUAUAUCGCUUUGGAGAUGCCAGGAACCUGACUUUUGCCCUUCCCCAUGGCAAACACAACCAACUUUUGUAUCCCUUCUAUUUUGAAGCUUUUUUCGUUGAAGGCUUUAGGUCAAAGACCAUUAAGGAAUAUGACAUCAUGUGCAAUCAUAUGAGGUUCCACCUAUCAGAGGUCAGGAAAGUAAUGCCUGAAGAUUCCUUCUAUUUCUCCAUCCUGCGGAACCCAGUCACCAUGAUGGAAUCCUCUUUCUCUUACUACAAAUACAUACCAGCUUUCUCAAAAGUCAGCACACUGGACCAAUUUCUUCAGGAUCCCUGGAGUCAUUAUAACGCUUCCCUUCCCAAUAACCACUACGCAAAGAACCUACUGAUGUUCGAUUUUGGGUUUAACAACAACGAGAAAGACGAGAGGCAUCUCAACUUGUCCAUCGCCCUAAUAGCGAAGAACUUCAAUCUCAUUUUGAUUUCAGCCUAUUUUGAUGAGUCAAUGAUCCUGUUGAAGAACACCCUCUGCUGGUCCCUUGACGAUGUGGUUUCCUUCAAACUCAACAGCAGGAACAACAAAACAAAACACCAGCUAUCUCUGGAGACCAUGGAGAAAAUAAAAGAGUGGAACUCCCUUGACUGGAAGCUCUAUCUGCAUUUUAACAAGACAUUUUGGAGAAAGAUUGAUGAGUCUAUGGGGAGAGAGAAGAUGCAGGAUGAAGUCGAGAAGCUCAGGGACAGGAGACGCCAACUGAUGAAGAUCUGUCUCCAGGAAGGAGGGGCAGUGGAUCCUUCCCAAGUAAAAGAUGCAUCCUUUAAGCCCUUUCAGUAUGGAGCUGCUGAAAUUCAGGGCUACAACCUCAAUCCGCAUCUGGACGACCGAACCAAAAUGCAGUGUCAGAGGUUCAUUACACCAGAGCUGCAGUACACUGCAUCGCUGUAUGACAAGCAGUUUCCAGACACGGUCUUAAAGGCUUCAGUUCAAAACAAGACAACACAAGCACAUUCCCAGACUUGGAAAGCAAGUAAAGCAAAGAUGAGGCAAAGAAGGAAUCUUAACCACCAAGGGGCUGAAAAUCAGAACCUAAGGAAUAGUGUCUAUAGGAAAAGAGGCUCAAAAAGUACUGCACAGACCAACCUUCCAAACAUGCCCUGAAAUAAGUACUGCUAAAUGUUGGCAAUCCACCAAUAGUGGCUUAUAAUAGGGCACUGCAGGCAGUGAAA